This is a messenger RNA of Harpia harpyja (harpy eagle), 743 nucleotides long. RefSeq names its product NDUFA4 mitochondrial complex associated like 2 (gene COXFA4L2). NCBI's taxonomy places the organism in Eukaryota, Metazoa, Chordata, Aves, Accipitriformes, Accipitridae. The record is from RefSeq and is a predicted model, not a curated record. The coding region runs from base 95 to 424 and encodes 109 amino acids. The transcript has 5 exons.
GCAGACGCCUCCCUCACAUCUCCUGCCCACCCUCCAUCCUCGGACGGCACUCGGGAACCUGCCAUUGCAGCUGGACCUUGCCCACACCCUCGCCAUGAAGGGCCCCCUGCUUGGAGGCAUGUUCUCCCGGCAUGUCAAGCGGCACCCCGGACUCAUUCCCCUCAUUGGCUUCAUCAGCGUCGGCCUGGGCAGUGCUGUCCUGUACUUGCUGAGGCUGGCCCUGUACAGCCCCGACGUCAGCUCAGUGGCCCACGGUCCCUGCAGCCCGACGCUGUCUAAUGCCUAUCUAAUAUUUGUUUGCUCCCGCUGGGAUCGAAAAAAUAAUCCUGAACCCUGGAAUAAGCUGAGCCCCACGGACCAGUAUAAAUUUCUGGCAGUUUCCACCGACUACAAGAGCCUCAAGAAAGACCGUCCCAGUUUCUGAGCUGACUCCAGGAUGCACCGGGGCACGGGGAAACAUGCCCACCCCCCCCCCCAGCAGCACCACCACAGCCCCCACCAGCCCUCCUGGCUCCUGCCUGCCCCAUGGCUCUGCGAUAGUCACCAUGCACACAGGUCUGACUGCUUCCCCAGCAACCCCAAACCACGGGGCUGCACCCCCCCUCGCAAUAAACCACGUCACUCUGGGAGCAAUAUGAGUGGUGUUGCCAGCACCCCUGCACCCUCCCAUCCUGCCUGGCAUGCUGCUCUUGCCAUCAUGUCUUGCCUGCAUUAAACUCACAGGACAGUAAUAAAUUAUUGGG